Bipolaris sorokiniana ND90Pr is the source of this 1251-nucleotide messenger RNA. RefSeq lists its product as uncharacterized. The record is from RefSeq and is a predicted model, not a curated record. NCBI's taxonomy places the organism in Eukaryota, Fungi, Ascomycota, Dothideomycetes, Pleosporales, Pleosporaceae. The transcript has 3 exons. Bases 109 to 1095 code for a protein of 328 amino acids. Gene Ontology annotation, molecular function: acetylpyruvate hydrolase activity.
CGUGGGGCAGGUUGCCUCGUUGAGCAUACUCCACAUUCCGCGAACGCGCCAUUGUACGCUCGCAAUUGCUCAUAAGCCACUUAUAAUCCAAGCUGCUUAGACUCACACAUGUUUUCUUUGCCCAUACGAGCUUUUGUCCACUGCACACGCAUCACGCCCAAGCCAGUGCUUCCUUGUCGUUACGUCACUCCUCGCUAUAGAGUCUCAUCAGCGAACCCGGCACAGGCAUAUUUUAGUACAGCUGGCAGAACCAUGGCGGCUUUUGAACGAUUGAUUCGAUUUGAGGAUGCCGACGGCAAGACAUUGUAUGGCAAUCUGGAGAAAGAGGUACCUACGAAGGAGAUUCAAGGGAGUACCGUCGAAAUACUUGAGGGCGAUGUAAAGAGUGGGUUUAAGAAGACUGGUAGCAAGGCCAGAGUUUCAAAGCUACUAAGCCCACUUCCAACUACAAAUAUCAUUCUCUGUGUCGGACUCAACUACCGCAAGCAUGCCCAAGAAUGCAAUCUCCAAAUCCCCGAAAACCCAGCCAUCUUCAUGAAACCCAGCGACGCGCUCGCAGGCCCUUUAGACGACAUACCCAUCCACAAAACCUGCCAAUCACAGCUUGACUACGAAGGCGAACUCGGCAUCAUCAUCGGACGCGACUGCAAAAACGUCGCCGCAGCAGACUACGCCUCGUACAUCCUGGGCUACACGGUCGGCAACGACGUGUCAGCCCGCAACUACCAGCUGCCCGCAUCUGUGUCUGGCGGCCAAUUCGGCUACGCAAAGUCAUUUGACAAGUUUGCCCCCAUCGGCCCUUGCAUUGCGAGUCCCGCCGUCGUGCCCGAUCCGCAUGCGCUGACGUACUGGACCAAAGUCAAUGGCGAGAAGAGGCAGGAGACGGGCACCGACGAUAUGAUUUAUACCGUUGGCCAGAUUAUCGAGCACUUGAGUCGCGGGACGACGCUUAGGGCUGGCACAGUGAUUUUGACGGGGACGCAAAGUGGAGUGGGGUUCUUUAUGGAGCCAAAGGGGUUCUUGAAGGAUGGAGAUGUUGUGGAGAUUUAUGUGCAGGGGAUUGGGAGUUUGGUUAAUACUAUGAGAUUUGAGUAGUUAGAUAGUGGUGUGUGGCAGUGUACAUGUCACUGUACACGCGAAGCCGCUGUGCUUGGAAACAUUUUGGAAUUUACUACACAUUGGAGAAAGGGAAAGUAGCUUGCCAGAAGUUGAAGCAUGAUGAGUCAUCUAACCUAUUUUGUCAUCAACAUA